This is a messenger RNA of Episyrphus balteatus (marmalade hoverfly), 1599 nucleotides long. RefSeq names its product nose resistant to fluoxetine protein 6-like. The transcript has 8 exons. The coding region runs from base 52 to 1398 and encodes 448 amino acids. The record is from RefSeq and is a predicted model, not a curated record. Gene Ontology annotation, molecular function: acyltransferase activity, transferring groups other than amino-acyl groups. NCBI's taxonomy places the organism in Eukaryota, Metazoa, Arthropoda, Insecta, Diptera, Syrphidae.
CAGGAAGUCUGACUAUUUGAAGUUUAUCAUUCGCGAAAAGGGCUUCACUUAAUGAAAAUGUAUAUUACAAUUUUCCUAGUUUUAACUGCGGUUACAAGCGGAAUUAAUUCACUAUCGUUUGUGAAUAAUGUAACUGUGCCAAGUGAUGUCCUUAGUGAAUUAUUUCUUGAAGAAAUCCGACAAAAUCCGAAUAAGGUUUACGAACCGAAUUUUUUCCUCGUGAAUUAUGGAGAAUAUGAUUCCCAAAAAUGUCUGUUUAGUUUACGUGAAAUAAUAAAACGUUAUCCUAGCCAUGAAGUUGCUCCUUUUUUCGAUUCAUGGGGUAAUGUUCCGGCUGGCAUUUCAACUGGCAAUGAAUAUGAUUUAGGCAACUAUGAUCAAUGUGUAAAGUUUUCUAUAUCAUUGAAAGAUCUUGCUGGUGACAUAAAACAACAAUAUUGUUUUGCCAGUUUGCCUAUCAAAAAAGAAAUCCCAGGAGAAAGUACUGUGUCUUUUUGGAAUUUUGGUGAAGUAAUAAAUGUUGGAAUAUGCGUACCAGCCACUUGUAGUCCAGAAUUACUGACGUCAAUAUUCAAAGAAUCAACUAAAACUAGUUAUGGUGGAGCUCUUUCGAAAAUUUCUGUUGGACAUUGCACAGAUGGAAAGAAUACACCAUUAACGGGUGAUGAAAUCGCUGGAUUAUCAGUUUUGGGAGUACUGACAGGAUUGAUGAUUUUAAGCUCAGCUUAUGAGCUUUAUGUGGAUUACUAUCAAAAAAAACCGAACACUGUCCUAUUAGCCUUUUCCGUUUUUACAAAUGGAAAGAGACUAUUUGCAAUUAGUACCAAAAGAUCCCGCAACAGUAUUGACUGUCUUACUGGACUUAGGGUCUUAUCGACUAUUUGGAUUAUGAAUCAUCACUCCUACACAAACAUUUUUGGAGGUCCAGUUUUAAACACCAUGGAUCUUUCUGCUUGGUUCUACAGUUGGGAAUUCAUGCCAAUUUACAAUGCCAGCAUAUCAGUGGAUACGUUCUUUGUCAUAGGAGGUAUUUUGGUGGCUUGGAUGGGAUUCAAAGAAUUGGAUAAAACGAAUGGAAAAAUUAACCCUAUAAUGAACAUUGUGCACCGGUAUUUCCGAUUGACACCUGUUCUAGCUGCUGGACUUGUAUUGGCUUAUAGUGUCAACAGAAUUGAUUACACUGGGCCACUAAAGGAUGUAUUUUUGGCUAUGAAUGACUGUACUAGUGGCAAAUGGUGGCCAAAUCUACUGUACAUUCAAAACUAUUAUACGUCAACUUUUUCAGCAUGCUAUGCCGAAGCUUGGUAUUUGUCAAUUGAUUUUCAACUUUAUGCAUUAUCACCAUUGAUAUUGGUUCCGAUGUGGAAAUGGGGAAAGAAAUUCGCACCAGUUUUGUAAGUGUUGUGUUUGUUAUCUGUUGGAUGCAUUUUGGGAAUAUAUUUUAAGAACGAAUGGACUGGUAUGAUUUUGGGGGCUAAUCCUCAUGAAUGGGAAAAGGUUUACAUCGCAACCCACACUAGAUACGCACCUUGGUUAAUUGGAUUCGCCUUUGGAUACUUUAUGCACAAAAACCGACAAUCGCAAUUCCAUUUGUCAAAA